Molecule: messenger RNA, 1300 nt
Organism: Cheilinus undulatus (humphead wrasse)
Lineage: Eukaryota; Metazoa; Chordata; Actinopteri; Labriformes; Labridae
Gene: pop7
Product: POP7 homolog, ribonuclease P/MRP subunit
Exons: 2
Coding region: 187-642 (151 amino acids)
Biological process (GO): tRNA 5'-leader removal
Cellular component (GO): nucleolar ribonuclease P complex; ribonuclease MRP complex; nucleus
Molecular function (GO): nucleic acid binding
Source: RefSeq, a predicted model, not a curated record
UCUCUUUCUACUUCCGGGACACUGAGAAAAUAAACACAAUAUUGGCUAAAGCUAAUUCUUCCGUCACAGAUAUGUGUUUAUCUUUGACUCUUGUGAUGGAACAAGAAAAGUAAUACAAAUAAAAAUAUUAAUCUGGAGCUUUUCUUUUCAGCCUCAGCUGCUGCCUUUAAAAAUUCUCAAACAAACAUGACAGAGCCGCGCAACCCAGGAAUGUCCUCUAUUCCUCAGACAGCCCCAGCUCACACCGAAUCCACCUCCACUGCAGUAGAAAUGGACCCAGUGGAGUAUACACUUAGGAAGCGCCUUCCCAGGAAACUCCCCAAGAGACGGAACGACGUCUACGUCAACAUGAAGACUGAUUUCAGGGCUCAGCUUGCGCGCUGUCAGAAGCUGCUGGAGAGUGGGGGCCACAGAGAGAUCUGUGUGCAUGGUCUGGGCCUGGCCAUCAACAGGGCUAUCAAUAUUGCUCUUCAGCUGCAGGCCAGCAGCCAAGGGGUGCUGCAGCUGGCAGCCAACACUUCCACAGUGGAGCUGGUGGAUGACCUGGAGCCUGAAGAUCCUGAUGAGGCCGGGGAACCAAUGACUCGCACACGAAACAACUCUGCCAUUCAUAUUAAGGUUUUUUAUCCUGACCCUCAGUGACCUUAAAGUGAACUGAAGAUCCUAAAGUAUUAGAAAAAAAAACUUUUGGUCUGGUGGGACUAUACGUGGAGAAAUAUUAAAACUGUAGCACAAUGGCUGUUAAUGCACCACCUGCCUGAGUGGGAAUUCUCCAAUCUGGGAAACCAGAGUUAAUUUAAUUUGUUAAAUGUUGUCAUGUGUUGUCUCAAACUGUAACUGUUUUCAGUUUGUAGGUCUUGUAGUAGGAGUAGUGUUAGCUAGAUAAAACAUAUAUGUUCUGUAGUAUUUGUUGAAAUGGGUGUGCCAAAUGUUAAUAACCAAGUGUCUUUAAUUUUAAGGCGGAGAGUAUGAGUAUGGCUUCAUGUCUGGUUGUUUAAAACAGUGUUUCUCAACCUUUUCAGCCUGUGACCCCCAAAAUAAAGAUGCCAGAGACCGGGACCCCCCACUGUAACAGCCAUGCAUAACGAGAACAGUCAUGUGCAGGCAAAGCUGUCCAUAAGGGGGGGGGGGGUUAAAAAUGUCAAUAAAAAGGUGGUGAAUUUGGAGUUUAAAGUUAGCAGAAAUGGGUUAGAAGUGGCAAAAAUAGAAUAAAAGUUGCAAAAUAUGUGGCAAAUUUGGUGAAAUUGGAUUUAAAAGUGGGAAAAGCAGGUUAAACUAGUAAAAAUGGGUUAACUCGGAA